AUGUCAGGCCAGCGAGCGAAAGAUGCUGCUCGCCAUUUGAAGGAUGAAAUUGUUCAUUCAUUAAAAAAUACAAAAUCUCAUGGAGCAACAGGUUUGGCUGAUCCUACAGGUCAAACAUUGUCUGUACCCGCGAACAAAGAUCGAUCACAAAGUCCAAAUCGGACGAUUGCCACGUUAACGUCGCUUCCAACUGCACCACAGAAUAUAAGUAGCGAUCAUAGUGCAACAUCGUCUCAUUCUGAUAUGACGACAGUUGCUACUCCGUCGUCUUCGUUAACUACACAAAUAUCAACCGGACCACCUCCCCUAGUUGGUUCAAACAUGCCGAAUACAACAACAGCAACCGGAAUUCUAAGUCAACAACAAGCGACCAUGCAAUCCACAGCCCCUGCAACAGCUAAUGGCAAAGAUGAAAUGCGUGGUUGGUUAUAUAAAUGGACAAAUUAUUUAAAAGGCUAUCAAAAGCGUUGGUUUGUAUUACAGAACGGUAUAUUAUCGUAUUAUCGUUCUCAAGAUGAAAUGUCACAUACAUGUCGUGGAACAGUUUAUUUGGAUUCGGCCAAUAUAUCAUCAUCCGAUUCAUGUCAUUUUGUUAUUUCAAAUGGUUCGACAACAAUGCAUUUAAGAACAUCUAACGAGACCGAUAAACAACGUUGGAUAAAUGCAUUAGAAUUAGCUAAAACAACAGCAUUAAAAUAUCGUAAAACAUAUAAUGAUGAUUCGGAUAAUGAUGAUUCGAGUGGUAAUGAAAACGAUUUGGAUGAGGAAAAAUUAAAACUCAGUGGUGGUACAACAGCACUACUAAAAGAAACGGCUACUUCACAAGCGAGUAAUACUGAACGUGCAGAAAUUCAAACAUUAACAAAAACAUUUGAAUCAAAAUUAAAUGAUUUGAAAAUGUGUAUGGAUUUAAUUAAUCGUCAUUAUCAAGCAUUGCAUCGAACACUUGGAGAUUUAGAACAAAUGGAUAAAACAGAGACAACAGUGAACACAAUUAAAAGUGUUAAUGAACGUGCAACACUAUUUCGAAUAACAUCGACAGCUAUGUUAAAUGCUUGUCAAGAAUUAGUACAAUUAAUACAAUCACAAGGACGUAAAUGGCAAAAAGCCAUACAAUUUGAACGUGAUGCAAGAAUAAGAAUGGAAAAAAUGUGUGAGCAAGUGGCGACGCAGUCGGCUAAAUUAGAAAAACAAGUACAGCGUGCAUCAAGAAAAGACAAAGAAGAUAUUGUAGGAGGUACAACGAUGAGUGGUGGACGAUCAACAAUAGCAUCGUUAAAAAAUCUAGAAGGAAAAAUGUCCCGAACAGAAUCAGAUGAUGAAGAAUUUUAUGAUGCUAUUGAUGAUCCACAAACCAUUGGAGUAUUUCGUGUCCCCAUGCAAUCAAACGAAAAAACAAACAACAUAUUGGACGAUGAUGACAGUUCAGGGGAAGAUGAAGCAGAGAGCGAUGUUGAUCAAAAAAAUUAUCCAAUGGUUAUUGUAAAAGGACCAAAGAAGGAUACUGCUACACCAACAACACCGACCACCACUGGUGGUACGACAACGGAGGUAAAUCAGUUGGAAAUAAGCCAUGAGCAAACUACACAUGAAGCACAAUCCUUAUCAGUCGCUCCUGUAAGAUCUACUCAACCAAAACGUAAACGUCGUGAUCGAAUUCCUGAAAGACCAAAUUAUAGUAUUAAUCUAUGGGGCAUAAUGAAAAAUUGUGUCGGAAAAGAUUUAUCUAAAAUACCGAUACCGGUCAAUUUCAGUGAGCCAAUAUCAAUGUUACAGCGUAUAACAGAAGAAUUAGAAUAUUCGUCGGUAUUAGAUCGAGCAGCAAAAGCUACAGAUAAUUGGGAACAACUAGCCUAUGUAGCAGCAUUUACAAUAUCGGCAUAUUCGACAACUACAACAAGAGUUAAUAAACCAUUUAAUCCUUUAUUAGGAGAAACAUAUGAAUGUGAUCGUACCGAUGAUUUAGGGUGGCGUUCUAUGGCAGAACAAACUGGCCAUCAUCCACCCGCAUUAUCCACACAUGCUGAAGGUCAAGGUUGGACAUUGUAUCAAGAAUUUACCAUGACUAGUAAAUUUCGUGGGCAAUAUUUAAGUAUAACACCAUUAGGUUACUCACAUCUGGUAUUUAAAAACACCGGAAAUCACUUUACAUGGAAAAAGGUGACAACAUUAGUAAAUAAUAUUAUAGUUGGCAAAUUAUGGAUUGAUAAUGUUGGUGAAAUGGACAUUAUUAAUCAUACAACGAAAGACGUAUGUAAAUUAAAAUAUUAUCCGUAUAGUUAUUUUUCAAAAGAUGUACCACGAAAAGUGACUGGUGUUGUCACCGAUUCACAGCAGCAAGCUAAAUGGGUAUUAACAGGAACAUGGACAGAAAAAAUUGAAGGUGGUCCCGUUGAUACUACUGCUCGUCAUUCUCAUUCCCAUCAUAUGGAAACGCGCAAUAUGAAACUAUUGUGGCAACGUAAAAUGCCACCAGCAUAUUUAGAAAAAAUGUAUUAUUUUACUGAAUUAGCUAUUCAGUUAAACGAAGAUGAACCCAAUGUUGCACCAACCGAUUCUCGUAAACGUCCUGAUCAGCGUCUCAUGGAAGAAGGUCGAUGGGACGAAGCAAAUCAAGAAAAAUUACGAUUAGAAGAUAAACAACGUCAAGUACGACGUCAACGUGAACAAAGUGGAAAUGAUGAUUAUGUAUCAAAAUGGUUUAAGAAAAAACAAGAUGAUUUAACACAGUCGGAAAUGCACAUAUUUACAAAUGAAUAUUGGGAUUGUAAAGCCAAACAAGACUGGUCUAGAUGUCCGGAUCUUUAUUAA
Molecule: messenger RNA, 2811 nt
Organism: Didymodactylos carnosus
Lineage: Eukaryota; Metazoa; Rotifera; Eurotatoria; Philodinida; Philodinidae
Source: the annotation of a GenBank genome assembly